This is a messenger RNA of Plasmodium adleri (nom. inval.), 2718 nucleotides long. Its product is annotated as kinase, putative. The transcript has a single exon. Gene Ontology annotation, molecular function: inositol-1,4,5-trisphosphate 3-kinase activity; inositol tetrakisphosphate kinase activity. NCBI's taxonomy places the organism in Eukaryota, Apicomplexa, Aconoidasida, Haemosporida, Plasmodiidae. Gene Ontology annotation, cellular component: nucleus; cytoplasm. The coding region runs from base 1 to 2718 and encodes 905 amino acids. Gene Ontology annotation, biological process: inositol phosphate biosynthetic process. The record is from RefSeq and is a predicted model, not a curated record.
AUGGAUGAAAAGAAUAAUCCAGAUGAUGAAAAAAAAAGUGAAAUUAUAAAAAAAGCAAAUAAUGAUAUAGAUAAAAAUAAUGAAGAAAUAAAUGAAGAGAACAAUAAAAGCUCAAAUAUAUGCAUCAUAAGUUCAUAUAAUAAUGAAACACAUAUUAUGAAGAAUGAAGAAAAUGAUAAAUAUGGAAAUAUAAUAAAAUAUAAUAUAAAGGACAUACCAUUGAGACAAAAUAAUUAUUAUAUUGAUAAAAAUAUAAAACCUAACAACAUAUGUAAUGAUAUAAUAAUUAAUAAUGUUGAUGUAUCUGAAUAUAUACCUAAAAAUGACACAUCGAAUGUUAAUAUGAAUCAUUUAUCUUUCUCAAUAAAUACAAAAAAAAAUGAUAAUAUAAAUAAUAAUGAUAGUUGUUAUAAUUAUAAAACAAGUGAUAAAUACAGGUCGUCACUAGAUAGGAAUAAUAAAAAUUAUUGUAAACAAAAUUGUAAUAUUUUAAAUAUUUCUAAAGAGAAUAUAAAUGAAAAAUAUGAUGUAAAUAAGAACGAUUAUAUAUCCCUUGUCAAACAUGAGGAGGAGGAAAAGAUAAAAAAUAAUGUGAAUACACAAAAUGAUUAUGAAUUUUUAUACAAUAUGGAUAAUAUAAAAUUAACAGGAACAUCUGUUAUAUUAACAAAUGAAAAUUCAAAAUAUAUUUAUAAGUUAAUUCCUUUUUUUAAAAAUGGAGAAGCACAUUUUUAUACAAAAGUGUCUGAAGCAUACAAUGAUAUAUAUAAAAAGGGAAAAAAAAAAAAAACACCUUUACAGGAUAUUGAAAUGGAUAAUAAUAAAAAUAAAAAUAUUCAUAAUAUUGAUGAUAAUAAUAAUAUAUAUUAUAAUUGCAAUUAUUAUAAUUUGUGUGAAUAUGCAGAUAUGCUUUUUACAAUGGAUUAUAUAUAUAACCUUUUUCUUGAAACACAAAAAAAAUGUAUAGAAGAUAAUAGUGGCAAAAAUAUAUUUUUCUCUUUAUUUAAUAAGAGAAAUAAUAUAUCCAUUGUACAUAAUAAAAUAAACAAUCCAUCGAAUGUUGGAUUAGAUGUAUGUAAUACAUAUGAAGAGUUUAAUAAAUUAUCAUUUGAAGAAAAGUAUUAUCAUACAAUUUUGUGUGAACCUAUAAAAAAAUUAUAUACAUCAGAAAAAAAAAACAUAAAUAUUUAUAAUAUAUUAAAUGAAAAUAAUUAUAAUUUAAAAACAUGUGAUUGUAAAAAAAAAUGUGAUGAAUUAUCAUCAUGUAAUGAUAAAACAGUGGCUGUAGUUAAGUGUUGUCAAAAUAAAAUUUAUGAAAAAUUCAUAUUAUCUCUUCUAGUUAAAUAUAAAUUAAUUCCUCAAUAUUUUGAUUUGGUUCAGGUAGCUAAAUGUAUACAAAAUGAAAAAAAUAAAAUAAAUGUAAAAGAAGAUAUAAAUAUUAAAAUGUAUACAAAUGUACAACCAAUUAAUCAAAUUAAACAAAAAUUAAAUAAUACAAAUAAUGAAGAUAAUAUAAAUAAUAUAAAUAAUAUAAAUAAUACAUAUAAUACAAAUCAUCAACAUAAUGAUGUAUUUAUUAAACUUGAAAAAAAUAGUACAACCAAAAAUAAUCCUUAUGAAGAUAUUCAUUCAAUGAACAAAAUUGAUUAUAAUAAAAAUAAAUGCAUAUCAAAUAAUGAUCAGGAAAUAUGGAAAGUGUACAAUGAAAAAUGUAAAAAUAAUCAUGAUAUUAAUAUUCAUUCAUCUCUUAAGUUAGAGAAAUUAUGCCAUAAUAUUAAAUCUUCUAAUCAACAAAUAAUAGAUUUAAAACUUGGUUAUAAUACAGUAAUUGAUAAUGAUCUAACAUUUAAUAAAGAUUUAUUAAAUGAUAGUCAUUCUGUAGAUUGGAAUUUAAAAGAAUAUUAUGUAGAUAAAUGGUCGCAAAUGAAAAAAGAUAUAAGAAAGAAAUUUACAACGACCAAUAUUAGUGAUCAACAUAUUAUAGAUUUGUGUUCAAAAGAUUUAAAUUUACCAACAUGUUUUGAUAAAUAUAAUAAUAAGGAUAUUUAUGCCUUAUUAAAAUCCUGGAGACAAAGUGUUACAUCUUUUAAAUCAACACAAAGAAAUUUAGGAUUUAGAAUAUGUACAUUAAUACAACAUAUAAAUUAUUCAGACCUAUUAAAUGAUGAUCAAGUAAAAAUACAGUAUUCACAAUUUGCCCAAAAUAAUUGUUUAUUCGAAAAAAAUAAUAUAUUAAAUACUCAAACAAAUACAUUGAAAAAAUAUUCAGAAUUAAACAAAAUAGAAAUAAAAGAUUGUUAUGAUCAUGUAACGAAAAAAUUAAAAAUUAAUAGACACCUUGGUUUUUCUUUACGUGAAGAUCAAGUUAUAUAUUUCUUAUCAAUUUUUUUAAAAAAAAUUGUACAUUUAAUUUUACCACAAUUAUUAAAUUUAAAAAUAUGGUUAGAACAACAAUCUUUAUAUUCUUUUUGUUCAACAUCAUUAUUAAUAAUAUAUGAUAAAAAUAAACCAUCCUUCUGUGAUAUUAAAUGGAUUGAUUUUACAUAUUCUUUAGAAAACAAGUCCAAUUUGAAGCUAUACCCUUUAAAUAAUACAAAACUUAAUAUGGACAUUAUUUAUGGAUUAAAUAAUUUAAUUAAAUUGUGUAGAACUAUAUUUUUUAGUAAUAUUAUACCCCAAACUGUUAAAAAUAAUGGCAAAAGUAAAAGGGAAGAAUGA